Colletotrichum destructivum is the source of this 621-nucleotide messenger RNA. RefSeq lists its product as uncharacterized. The record is from RefSeq and is a predicted model, not a curated record. The transcript is spliced from 3 exons. The coding region runs from base 1 to 621 and encodes 206 amino acids. Lineage: Eukaryota; Fungi; Ascomycota; Sordariomycetes; Glomerellales; Glomerellaceae.
AUGCUUUUCGCCAGCUUCCUCUUCCCCGCUGCUGUUUUGACAGUCGCAGCCCUCGCCCUCCCCAGCCAGAGUCAGACCUCUGCUAUGGAGCUCCCCAAGGGUUAUAGUAUCUUCGUCCCGGAGUGGGAGGUUCAAGCCAAGCCCGGCGGGGAUAAGACGAUCCUCAAGGGAACAGUCGAGGAGGUCCUCGACGAGCUCCACGGCAUCAACCCGAACUACGAGCAAGACUUUGGCCUCGACCUCAGCUCGCCGACCUACCUGAGCCAACCGGCCCCCGCCGUCGAGAAGCGGGACGACUUCCAGGACGCACAUUUCCAGUGCAACGUCACCAUCAUGGCCGACGCGAGAGUCAUCGCCGACGGUGCCAGUUACCUCAAGGGUGUCGAGGGACAGCCCCGAGGCGAUCCCGGCCCGAACUCGUGCGGCCGCGUGAGCUGCAGCUGGAAGUCUGCCAUUUGGUUCUGCAACGACAACACUCACUCCAUCUCCGCCGGUUCCUAUCAGAUGCUAGCCGACGGCACUUACCACAUCAUGAAGCAGUGCACCGCCGGCGAAUGGGUCAGCGGCCAGGCUUGGCACAAGGACAACUGGAGAGUUCUUGUGGGUCGCGACAAGUGCUGA